Molecule: messenger RNA, 4745 nt
Organism: Loxodonta africana (African savanna elephant)
Lineage: Eukaryota; Metazoa; Chordata; Mammalia; Proboscidea; Elephantidae
Gene: CEP120
Product: centrosomal protein 120
Exons: 21
Coding region: 154-3117 (987 amino acids)
Biological process (GO): centrosome cycle; interkinetic nuclear migration; positive regulation of centriole elongation
Cellular component (GO): centriole; centrosome
Source: RefSeq, a predicted model, not a curated record
UUUGUCCUCCAGCCUCCCCCGGGCGCUGGGCCUGUGGGCCUGGUUGCUAGGCGGAAACGGGGCGGUGGCGGAGGCCGCGGCGGCUGCCCGGGUGUUUGAAAAGCGGCUACGGAGGCGGCAAAAGACCCCGCCUGCGGGCCGGAGACAGCGACCAUGGUCUCCAAGUCUGACCAACUGCUCAUCGUUGUGUCCAUCCUCGAAGGUCGUCAUUUCCCUAAACGUCCAAAGCAUAUGCUUGUUGUAGAGGCAAAGUUUGAUGGAGAACAGUUGGCUACUGAUCCUGUGGACCACACUGACCAGCCAGAAUUUGCUACCGAGUUAGCUUGGGAAAUUGACAGGAAAGCACUUCAUCAGCACAGACUACAGCGCACUCCUGUCAAACUCCAGUGUUUUGCCUUGGAUCCUUUGUCUUCAGCCAAGGAAACCAUAGGUUACAUUGUUCUGGACUUAAGAUCUGCUCAAGAAACAAAGCAGGCACCCAGAUGGUACCAGUUACUGAGUAAUAAAUACACCAAGUUCAAGUCUGAAAUACAGAUAAGCAUUGCUUUGGAAACAGAUACAAAGGCACCAGCAGAUAGUUUUAAAGCAAAGGGAGCACCCCCUCGAGAUGGAAAAGUACCUGCCAGCCUGUCUGGACUUGACCCCAGGGACAUUGUGGCAGUGCUGAAUGAGGAGGAAGGCUACCAUCAGAUUGGACCAGUGGAGUAUUGUACUGACUCCUUCAUUAUGUCGGUGACCAUAGCAUUUGCCACCCAGCUGGAGCAGUUAAUUCCAUGUACCAUGAAACUUCCAGAAAGACAACCUGAGUUUUUCUUCUACUACUCGUUACUGGGGAAUGAUGUUACAAAUGAACCCUUCAAUGAUUUGAUCAACCCAAAUUUCGAGCCAGAGAGAGCAUCUGUUCGCAUACGCAGCAGUGUAGAAAUUCUUCGUAUUUACCUGGCUCUUCAGUCUAAACUACAGAUCCAUCUCUGUUGUGGAGACCAGUCACUUGGAAGCACAGAAGUACCAUUAACUGGAUUACUCAAGAAGGGCAGCACAGAAAUCAACCACCGUCCAGUCACAGUUGAGGGUGCUUUUACCCUUGAACCCCCAAACCGAGCCAAACAAAAACUUGCACCUAUUCCUGUGGAGCUGGCCCCAACAGUGGGAGUGUCUGUGGCUCUGCAGAGAGAAGGCAUAGACGCCCAGUCUUUAAUUGAAUUAAAGACCCAGAAUGAACAUGAGACAGAACAUUCACAGAAGAGAGCUUUAACCCCCAUAAAGGAAAAGACACCCACUGUGCCAAAGUCACCAAGUGUGUCCCCUGCACUGCCUCACAACCAGUCACCUCCAACAAAAGACGAUGCAACGGAAAGUGAAGUGGAAAGUUUACAGUAUGAUAAGGACACAAAACCAAAUCCAAAGGCCAUGAAUUCUUCUGUACCGGCUUUGGCCCAGCCAGUGACCACGUCCAACGUUUCAGAAACAACUUCAGGACAGAAGGUUGCUGUUCCAGCAGCAUCACAUCACUUUUGCUUUUCAAUAGACUUGAGGAGCGUCCAUGACUUAGAAGUUGGUUUUCCAGUCAACUGUAUAUUAAGGUACUCCUAUCCAUUCUUUGGAAGCGCAGCUCCCAUUAUGACUAAUCCUCCUGUAGAAGUUCGGAAGAACAUGGAAGUAUUUCUGCCCCAGUCUUACUGUGCAUUUGAUUUUGCAACUAUGCCUCAUCAGCUGCAAGAUACCUUCUUAAGGAUUCCAUUGCUGGUUGAAUUAUGGCACAAGGAUAAAAUGAGUAAAGAUUUACUUCUCGGAAUUGCAAGAAUCCAGCUUUCCAACAUCUUAUCUUCAGAAAAAACUCGGUUUUUAGGUGCUAAUGGUGAACAGUGUUGGCGUCAAACUUACAGUGACAAUGUGCCGGUUAUAGCAGCACAAGGGUCAAAUAACAGAAUAGUAGAUCUUUCUUACACUGUGACCCUAGAAGAUUAUGGACUAGUAAAAAUGCGUGAGAUUUUUGUCUCUGAGUCAUCUCAGGGUUUACCAGCUCUACCACAGAAGCCAUCUUCUCUUCCUCCAGCACUUUGUCCUUCAGAAAUCCAGACAGAGCCUCGUGAAACCUUAGAAUACAAAGCAGCACUUGAACUAGAAAUGUGGAAAGAAAUGCAAGAAGACAUUUUUGAAAAUCAGCUAAAGCAGAAAGAACUGGCUCAUAUGCAAGCUCUUGCAGAGGAAUGGAAGAAAAGGGAUCGAGAGAGAGAAUCACUAGUAAAGAAAAAGGUGGCUGAAUAUACUGUUUUAGAAGGAAAACUUCAAAAAACCCUAAUUGACUUAGAGAAGAGAGAGCAACAACUUGCCAGUGCAGAUUCAGAGCUGCAAAGAGAAAAAAAGGAACUACAGUCAGAACGUGAACGAAACUUCCAAGAACUUCAGGACUGUAUCCGUAGGGCCAAAGAAGACUGUGUUCACCAAGUAGAGCUAGAAAGAUUGAAGAUCAAGCAACUAGAAGAGGAUAAACACCGACUUCAACAGAAGCUUAAUGAAGCUGAAAAUAAAUAUAAGAAUUUGGAAAAAGAGUUCCAACAUUUCAAGGAUCAACAGAGCAGCAAACCAGAAAUACGUCUACAGUCUGAAAUAAAUCUUCUCACCUUGGAAAAGGUUGAACUUGAAAGAAAGUUGGAAUCUGCAACUAAGUCCAAACUGCAUUACAAGCAGCAAUGGGGACGAGCUUUGAAAGAACUUGCCAGACUUAAACAGCGUGAGCAAGAAAGUCAAAUGGCUCGCCUUAAAAAACAGCAAGAAGAAUUAGAACAGAUGAGACUACGUUACCUGGCUGCUGAGGAAAAAGAUACAGUAAAAACUGAGCGACAAGAAUUGUUGGAUAUAAGAAAUGAAUUGAACAGGUUAAGGCAACAUGACCAAAAACAGUACGAGGACUCCAGAGAGAUCGCAACCGGAAAAAUGGAUAGCCCCCAUGGCAAAGCAUUGGAAGAAGGUUUGGAUGAUUAUUUGACCCGCCUAAUAGAAGAAAGGGAUACUUUAAUGAGAACGGGUGUGUAUAAUCAUGAGGAUCGAAUAAUAAGUGAACUUGACCGGCAGAUCAGAGAGGUUUUAGUAAAAAACAGUGCCAGUAAUGAAUAACAUUUGGGAAAUCUUUAUAGAGACUCCAGGUCUAAAUUUUAAUUUUAUUAUAAGACCCUCAAAAGGGGGGUAAAAUGGAUUUUUACCCAAAAAUUUUCAAUUUUUUUAUAAGCAAAAUUUUGUAUGUUACUGUAUAGUAUUUAUUUGAUUUUAUUACUUUAUGCUACCUCUCCCACACUGGUUUUAUUGUAAUUGCUUUUUGUACACUCAUUUUAAAUGACUCUUCAGUGUUUCUCAUAAUUUACAGUCUGAUGGCUAACUUUCAAAACGGCUUUUCACUAAAUUUGUUAUAGGAAAAAUGACUGCAGUGAUUUCUAGUUACAUAAUUUUUCAUGUUGAGCCAAAAAACUCUAUGUUGCACUUUAACAAUGCUGUGUCCUUGUUCCAUUUGAAUGUAGAUAUGUUAAAAGUUGAGACCAAUUGUAAGUGUAACCAGUUUUAUUUAACUCACUUUGGAUGACCUGUCUUAUUUUUUCCCUUUAACUUGUAACAUUUGCAAGUGACCAAUUUGCAGACAGAAAGUAGAAUCAAGGCAGAGAAGCCAUAUGACAUUGGAUAAGAGGUAGUCAUUUACUUAAAUAAAAUUAAUACAGAUUAAACUUGUUUCAAGAGCUAUUGAACUUUCAAAUUUUCAGCAUACUCUUUUAUGAAUAUGAAGUAAUAGGUUAACAUGGUUUUCUCCGCCAUUCUUGUGCUCAAGAUUGCAUUGUAUUCUUUUGUUGGAAUUUAGAGAUUUUUUUUUCCAGCAAUAGUAAUGUUAGUUGCUAAUUCAGACGCUUUCUAAUACAGAAACAGACACUAAAGGCAUUAGCUGAGAAAACAGAGUAAAAAUCUACUGUUUUUUACUCCCCCUGAUUUUAAUGCGUCUUUUUCAAAAGUACCUAAGAUUAAGUCAUUGGGUUUACAUAAUGCCAUGUCCAUAUAACUUCAGGGGCUCCUUUGCAUCAUAUUCUUCAGAGCCAGUAUUGGCCCUCAAAGCAGCACUUUCCACCUCCUUCUACAGGGUACCGAAAAGGUUUAUUAGCAAAUUCACAGAUUAGGUGAGUCUUACAUAUGCAGUUUUAAAAAUUCUGAUUCCCAAAGAUAGUAAAUUUAAGUAUAUGCUUUAGGAAGUAUAUAUUAUUUACCAGUAACCUUCAUAAAAGCAGAAUAGGCUAUUUGGUAAUGUUAAUUUUCUCUUAUCUUCCAGUAGGUAUAUUUCUUGUUUGUGAAGUUAAAGUUCCUACCUACUUUAUAUGCUGUCCUUAUUAACAAAGCACUAAUCGUUUAAACCAAUCCAGCAGUAAAUAACAGGAAAAAAAAGGAUGACUGAAUAAGAGGAUAAUGAAUCUGUGAAUCGUAGCAGGAAUUUGAAAGAUUAACUGUGAUAGACAUUUUCUCUCAUUGAUUUUGUGCUGCAUGAAUAGAACAGAAGUGUUCUGUUUCAGAAGGUCUCUGGUAAAGUACUGUGACUGUUUACCUUUGGGUGUAUUGUGUGCUGUGUGUGACCGUUUUCAAACACUAGAGGGGGCCUUAGAUUUAAAUAAGCAAAAAGAAUUUUUUUGAAAAUAAAUAUGUGGUUUGUUUUGCUAUCAGUAAUGUGACCUUUUGGCCGUGUAACUUAACAAAUAAAAUCAUAAUGGUAUGCA